AUGCUGCUGCUUCAUCUAGGGACCGUCUUGGUGUACGCUCUCGGAACCCUGGGAAAUUCCAUCACGCUCGACGAACGCGCUGCCGGGAAGUGUGCAGAAAAGACAGAGACGAGAUUCAGCGCUCGGCGAUGUGUACAGCAUUGUCAAAUCGUCCACCCAAGCUACAUUUUCAAGGAUCUCGUCGUCCGAGACUUCGAUGCAUGCAUCGAGUCCUGCGGAAAGGAUAGGAAAUGCGAUGUCGCCAGCUACAGCCGCAGGACCCGGAAAUGCUACUUGAAGGACAGUCGUGCACUGAGGUCGACAAGGCGAUCGCCUCUGAUCGAUACGAUUCUUGAGACGAACAACUUCGUCGACGUCUGCGUCCUCCUCUGUCCGGACCACAAGUCGCUCCUCUUCCCGCUCGCAGCUGUCCACAACUUCACAAACGAAAUCGACCAGCUUAGCGGCGAGCACAAAGACCACUUCGCUGUCUAG
Messenger RNA from Zymoseptoria tritici IPO323, 474 nucleotides. RefSeq lists its product as uncharacterized. The transcript has 2 exons. The record is from RefSeq and is a predicted model, not a curated record. Bases 1 to 474 code for a protein of 157 amino acids. Lineage: Eukaryota; Fungi; Ascomycota; Dothideomycetes; Mycosphaerellales; Mycosphaerellaceae.